Drosophila obscura is the source of this 789-nucleotide messenger RNA. RefSeq names its product dopamine N-acetyltransferase-like. Lineage: Eukaryota; Metazoa; Arthropoda; Insecta; Diptera; Drosophilidae. The transcript has a single exon. Bases 36 to 704 code for a protein of 222 amino acids. The record is from RefSeq and is a predicted model, not a curated record. Gene Ontology annotation, molecular function: N-acetyltransferase activity.
AAGGCGAGAGCUACGAGUGAAGGCGAGAAUUAAGCAUGACAGCGAGCACGAAGGAUGGCAUCACCAUACGUACUAUGGCGGAGAGGGAUUAUCCCAUUGUGAAAUCAUUCAUGCAGGAGCAGUUCUUUAGCGGCGAGCCCCUGAGCCAGUCCACCGGUGAGCAAGUCCAUCUGCAAAAUGAGAAGGAAUCGGACGAGUAUCAUCUGUCCAUGAUCAGAGAGGGCACCUGCCUGAUAGCCAUUGACGAGAACCAAGGCGGCCGCAUUGUGGGCUAUGUCCUGGCCGGAUCUCAGUACCCCGAAGACUUGGAGAAGCAUCGCAGGGAUGCCGAGCAAAUGGAGCAGCAUGCCUGGGGACGAAUAUGCCGCCUACUGUCCAAAAUGGAACUCGAGGCGAACCUCUUUGAGCGCUACGGCACCUCCAAGUUGCUCUACUCGCACAUGACCAGUGUGGGUGGCUCGAUGAGGGGCAAGGGCUUGGGCUCCCGCCUGGCUGCCACUCUCAUGGAGGUGGGUCGGGCGAAGGGCUACCCCCUGAUGGUGGCCUACUGUACGAGCUUCUACUCAGCCCGCCAAAAGGAGGCACUGGGCAUGCAGUGCGUCCAUUCUCUGUGCUAUGCGGACUACAAGGAUGAUCAGGGACGAGUGAUAUUUACACCAGCAGCACCCCAUACGCACGCCAGGAUCAUGGUCAUCAAACUGUGAGACAUUCAAAGACUUAAAAACCAACAACAAUUGUAUUUCUAUUAUUGUGUGAUUCCCUGAUAGCCCUAUAGACAACAAAUGAGUA